Molecule: messenger RNA, 3920 nt
Organism: Centropristis striata (black sea bass)
Lineage: Eukaryota; Metazoa; Chordata; Actinopteri; Perciformes; Serranidae
Gene: rab42b
Product: RAB42, member RAS oncogene family
Exons: 3
Coding region: 291-1070 (259 amino acids)
Molecular function (GO): GTPase activity; GTP binding
Source: RefSeq, a predicted model, not a curated record
UCCCAUUUCAAAACAGCCCUCCCCGUGUCCUUGUGCCGCCCCGCCUUUUGUCAAGUAUCAACAGGCAAACUUUAGUAGUCCACACCCCUGCACAGCACACUCAUGCUCAAGCUCAUGCUUACAGUAGCAGUUAAGAUCAGCAACUCAGAUGAGAGCUGCAGCCGUACUGGGAUCUACUCUGUGGGACUGAUUUCUCCCCGUACCUGCUUUUUGAAGACAUUUUGACAAACCACCAUGGGAAUGCCACUGAGAGACUCGAUGCUGCAGCCUCAACUACAUAGGAGAUUGGGAUGACUGUCAACACCGACUGCUCUUCUGAUUGUGAGAUUUAUAAGGAGUGGCUGCUGUGGUUGUUUCUCAACAUUUGGAGCGUCAAAGAAAGGAAACCAACUGCAGGGACAAUGGACCUGACUUUGUGGCAGUACCAGUUCAGGGUCAUCAUGCUGGGGGACUCUACAGUGGGCAAGUCUUCCUUGCUGAAGCGCUACACCGAAGACAUGUUCCUGGAGACCAUCAACCAGACGGUGGGUGUAGAUUUCUAUGUCCACUUCCUGGAAGUGGAGCCUGGGGUCCGUGUCAAGCUGCAGUUCUGGGACACUGCUGGACAGGAGAGGUUCAGGUCAGUGACCCGUUCUUAUUACCGCAACUCAGUCGGAGGGCUGCUGGUGUUUGACAUGACCAACCAAGCCUCCUUUGACCAUAUCAAGGAGUGGCAUGCUGAAGUGUGCGAGCGAGUGCAGCCGCAGAAGGUUCUGUUCGUCCUGGUGGGCCAAAAGAGUGACCGAGCUGCUCUGGGGGAGAGGGUGGUGAGUCGGGAAGAGGCUGAGAAACUGGCCGGGCAGCUGGGGAUGCCUUACGUGGAGGCCUCGGCCAAGACGGGUCAGAACGUGAAGGAGGCCUUCGAGCUGCUGACUCGCCGGGUCUACCAGGGUCUGCUGAGCGGAGAGGUGGAGCUGCAAGAGGGCUGGGAUGGAGUUAAGUGCGCUGCACCGCAGGCGCUGCAGUUACAGAGAGCCAACCUGGCACAGCCCGACACAGGCUCCAAGAACAACAAGAAGUGUUGUGCUUGAACUGUGGACUGGUGGUGAUCACCCCUAUGCACUCACGUUACUGUAGAACCAAAGCUGGCCUCCAGGAAGUUGGAUUUGUGGUGGAAGUGUACUGUAAUUAAGUCAUGAAACACUGAUUUCUAAUGCAUUUUUGCAACUUGUGGAAAUACAAUGUUAACCAUAUAGAAAUGUCAGACACUGAUUAUAAAAACCUCAUGUUGUGACUUUGUAUAUACAGCACUUUGACAUUCCUGAAAUGGGUUAAGCUUUAUCUUUAGAAAUAAGGGUUUGUGUAUUUGAUAUUUCAGCCAUGAUGGCGGCGUGGCAGUGUUGGCCGGUUGAUCCACCACUCUGGUACAGACUGAAAUACCUAUGAGACCUAAAAAACUAUUGGAUGGAUUUUCAUGACAUUUUGCACAGACAUUCAUGUUGCCCCAAGGAUUUUUACCACCUGCUGACUCUGGCUGUCACUGCUUUUCAUCUGGCAACACCAGGAGCUGGAUUUUUUUUGUUUGUUAGUGAAAUAUCUUGUUUACUAUGGAUGGAUUGCUGGGAAAAUUUGCUGCUUGUGUUCAAGGUGCCUUAAAGCUGGAGUAGGCAGUUUUCUGGAAAAGGCAAAAAACCCCAAACAAACCCAAAAACCCACCAGAAUUUAAAAUGAUAACCUUUCUCCUGCAGCGCUCCCUUCACACAACACUUCAUACAGUAACAUGUACGAGUACUAGUCAUUAAUUUCAAUCAUCCAAUUUGUGAUUGUGAUCCUGAUGUGGUUUUACAGCCACAAUGAGAAUUAACCUCCUGUUUUCUUUGCAAACUUGUGGCCUGUAAAUCCCUCAGAGAUGACAAACUGCUACUUAAACAUGAACUUGAAUUAGCCACAGAUCUUUUGAGCAACCUUUUUCACAGAUAGCACGAGGCUUAACUAUUAUUAGUAACAUUUCUUCAUAGCAACCUUUUCAGUCGCUAUUUAGUUGACUUUUGCCAUCUGAAGCAUGUGCUUUUGUUGAGCCACAAAUUGGAUUGUCCUCUCUCUAGAAUAACCUGUAAUUGGCUGAAGUCUCCUGUGACAGUCUAGAUUUUUGAAGCCUGAAAACGGAACGUCAGUCCACUUAAUAUGCUGAAAGGUUAUUAGGGAAUUUCUUGCCUAAUGAUGCCCCCAAAAAUGGUCUACCCCAGCUUUAACUCUUAAUCUAGUGCCAUCAUCAGGUCAAAUUUUUAAUAUACUUUAUGAAAACUAAUAUUCCCAUCUCCUACAGCUGUAGUGUUUAGGGCUACUCUACACAUUUUUGCACGCUAACAGGCUGAAAUUAAGUUGAACAUGGUAAAUAUACUACCUUCAUUUUUUUUUCUUUUUAGCUCAAAAUGUGCCUUAGUCAUACAGCUGAUAGUGCUGCUCUAAAUCCUUAUUGUUGUCUAAUUGCAAAAUCUAUAUCGCUCUAUUUAUGGGACAUUAAAAAAAAAAAGUGUCCGAGGUCUAUGCUGUCGUCUGUGAGAUGCUGGGCCCGCAGCUGAUUGGACUAAUGUGGACUGAUGAGGUCAUUGCUUACCUCAGUUCAGAAGGGCAGUGGUUGUAAUGAUGACUUAUUGACUUAUCAGUGAAAGAGGAGACCAUGUCGUCAUUGCAUCCAGUCUACAAGGAUGGGAUACGAUCACGUCUUCUCUUAUUGAUUUUUUUUGGAAGUCUUUAAGACCUGUACAGUGGAAAGUGGCCCCUGAUGCCGCAGGGGGUCUUAGAAUUUUUAAUAAAGGGAAGAAAUUUGUUCUUUGGUUUCAAUUUGUUAUUGUGAUAUUUUCUUUUUGCUUGUGAAAUAUACUGCUCUUUUUAAGAGCCAAAAAUUGAGCUUUUCAUCUUUGCUCACAGCUCAUAUCCACACUAAAGUCUUAAGAUGUAUAAGGGGUUGCAAAUAGUGCUUGGAUUAUUUUUAAGAAAGUUGCACAUCAAAAGGUCAUGAACGGCUGUACGAGUACAUUAUUUUUUUCUCAGAUACAUUUCUGCACAGAAUUUCUGAAGCUUUUCUCUUCUCUGCUUGUUCUGUUGAUGAUUGGCAGCAGUUAAGGUUUUGGGUGCCCUUGUUGAGCUUGGAAACGCCCCCCUAUGACUCCAUGUGAAUUAAAGCUUUGGGCCUGAGUAGUUGUCUGCAAGAGGCUUUGUUGCAUCGAUAAUAAUUGCACAGCAGGCUGAAAGUGAGCGAUUGUUUUCAGGUAUUGUUGUUGAAAUUAAUUAAAUGAAACGACUCUAGGGUGCCUUUGUUCUUUUGAAAUGUUGUGAGGUUUCCAUAGCAAUUACUGUCCAUCUGCCUGAUGAACGGCCUCUGCCUGCAACCAAGAGGCAGACAAUUUAUUUUGCUACUAGAAGACACUCAGGCGAUCAUAUACGUUUUAGUGCUCUGUGUACUGGUAAGCGUCCAUUGUCCUCUGCAAAUAUACAAAGGAACUGAGUUUUCAUUAUAGACCAGCUAAGACUUUCCUUUGCAUGUCUAACCACGGUUGGAUAACUUUUUUUAAUCCAAAAUGUCAUUUUGGUAACAGAUCAGUCAUUUAUUUUUUAAUCUGACAUUGUGAAGUGUGAAAUCAACAUCUGAGCACCAUUUAUUCUGUCAUUAUUUUGAUGCAAUUGGCUGAAGUAAACCAAAGAAAAAAAUAAAAUGUACAAAGAUGGUUAAAAUAAAAGUUAAUAUAAUGAAGUCUACUACAAUCAGUAAUGCACUGGAGCACACAGAUGUCUAACAAAAGAAGCCUGGCUUUUUUGUGUUUGUAGCCACCAUUUGCAGUAGAAAUUUGGUAUAAUCAAUCUAUUUAAUAAAAAAAAAAGAUCAACAACAUUGUAUGAGUGGAGUGAGUAAACAAGGGAGCUAUCAUGGACUACAUACU